Messenger RNA from Thecamonas trahens ATCC 50062, 1913 nucleotides. Its product is annotated as copine III. Gene Ontology annotation, biological process: cellular response to calcium ion. Gene Ontology annotation, cellular component: plasma membrane. The transcript is spliced from 2 exons. The coding region runs from base 47 to 1885 and encodes 612 amino acids. The record is from RefSeq and is a predicted model, not a curated record. Lineage: Eukaryota; Apusomonadida; Apusomonadidae. Gene Ontology annotation, molecular function: calcium-dependent phospholipid binding.
CCACCACUCUACACGCAACUCUUCCCGGUCACAGGCCACCAGUUGUAUGGCAGCCACACAUCCUGGAUGGAGUGGGGGUGCCCCCCAUGAGCCGCUCUCGCGAGUGGAGCUGCACAUCUCGUGCAAAAACUUGCCAAACAUGGAUACGUUCUCCAAGUCGGACCCGAUGGCUGUGGUGUACCUGGCGUCAGGAGGAUCUUGGGUCGAGUACGACAGGACCGAGACCAUUAACGACAAUCUCUCGCCGGCGUUUGUCAAGGCUAUCAACGUUGACUACUUCUUUGAAACAACACAGCACAUCCGUAUCGCGGUGUAUGACGUCGACGAUGCGUCUGGGGGGCUCGCACAGCAGGACUUUCUCGGAUCGUUUGACACCACGGUGGCGGCGGUGAUGGGCGGGCGUGGGCAGCGAGUGACCGGGCAGAUGAAGGACGCGCGCGGCGGGAGCAUGGCGGCGACCAUGACGGUGUCGGGUGAGGAGGUGACCGAGAUGAAGCUCGAGCUUCAGUUGCAGCUGGCGGCGCGUAAUCUCGACAAAAAGGAUCUGUUUGGCAAGUCGGACCCGUUCUUUGAGGUCUGCAAGGCGCGGACCGGGGCGACGGCCGAGAACACCGCCGAUGCCGCCAUGUGGGUCCCGGUCAUUCGAUCUAACGUGGUGAAGAAGAACCUCAACCCAACGUGGGCGCCCAUCCACGUUCCAGUCUCCAAGCUCGUCGGCUCGGACAUUGAGCGUCGGAUUCUGCUGCGGAUCUACGAUUGGAACAAAAAGUCCGAGCCGGACCUCAUCGGCGAGGUCUCGACCACCAUCUCGCAGCUGGAGAGUGCCGGAGUCAACGACGGCUUUGAGGUCAUCCAUCCCAAGAAGCGGCGGAAGAAGAAAAAGUACCGCAACUCGGGCGUGCUCAUGGUGACCUCGUUUGCGCUCAUCGAAAAGCCGUCGUUCCUCGACUAUGUCGUCGGCGGAUGCGACAUCUCGCUCUCGGUCGGCAUCGACUUUACCGCCUCCAACGGCAAUCCGGCGACGCCGGCCUCGCUCCACUACAUCUCACCGUACGAGCCGAACCAGUAUGUGCGAGCGAUCACGUCAGUCGGAGAGGUGCUCGCUAACUACGACUCGGACCAGCGGUUUGCCGCUCUCGGCUACGGUGCCAAGGUUCCGCCUGGCAACCAAGUCUCGCACUGCUUCCCGCUCACGCUCGACCCCAACCAAGUCGAGGUUGUCGGUGUCGAAGGCAUUGUCCACGCCUACUACCACGCCCUGCACCAUGUUUCGCUCUACGGGCCAACCAACUUUGCUCCCAUCAUCCGCGCCGCCGCCGCUCAGGCUGGACGCCAUGCCACUCAGGAGACGCAAGAGUACAUGCUGCUUCUCAUCAUCACCGACGGCAUUAUCUCGGACAUGGACGCCACCACCGCCGCCAUCGUCGAGGCCUCGUCGCUUCCGAUGUCCAUCAUCAUUGUGGGUGUCGGCGAUGCUGACUUUGACUCGAUGGAACUGCUCGAUGGUGACGACGUCCGCCUCUCGCACAACGGCGUCUUUGCUGAGCGCGACAUUGUCCAGUUUGUGCCCUUCCGCGAGUUUGGCUCGGCUCAUCCCGAGAUGCUCGCCCGCGAGACUCUUGCCGAACUCCCAUCGCAGUUCCUCUCGUACAUGACCAAGCAUGGCAUCAAGCCAAACCCGCCGCUUGCCGCUCCUGCACCGAGCUACGGCUCCGUUUCCUCGUACGGCUCGGCAGGCUCAUCCGCCGCUGCCGGACUGCCAGCCUACGGCGCCAUGCCCAUGGCUGCCACUCCAGCCUACCCGUCAGCGGCACCGCAACCAUCGUACGGCUCCCAACCAGCGACUGCCACUCACGGAGCGCCGCCACCAACCUAUGCUCCUUAAUAGACCUCGCCGCCCCGCCUCGGGCCGU